AUGAGGUUUGGAAUACAAUGUACACUAGAUGAUAUUGAUCUUUGUAGGAAAAUCAUCAAAGCGACUGAAGAUGUUGGAAAAUUAAUUUCUUCCGUAAUAUUAUUUGAUGAACCCUUAAUUGUAAUAGCAAUGAUCGAAGAAGCUUGUGUAGAAGAUGAUUCUUGUCCGAGUGAUGGCGAUAUUUUCGGAAUAGCUGUUCCUGGAUCAUUUGUUUUAUUAGAAGAUUCAGGAAUCGAAAGACUUUAUCCACAGCCAUUAGCGAAACAAUUUUUCAAGGAGCAUCCAGAUUAUGACGAUAUAGACAUUAUGGUUCAGUUUGUACUCCGAUCAAAUUAUAGUUAUUGGUUUCAAGGAGAUCCUUUACCAACUGAUAAUUCCACCACAAUAGAUUUUGCAUAUAUGAUGUUACAUGAAAUUAUCCAUUCAUUAGGAUUCUUUUCAUCGUGGGGAAGUUGGUUUGAACAAGUUGAUAAUGAGAUACCAUAUCUAACUCCUGAACCUCGAUGUGUAAAUGUCGAUGAUGAUGAUAGAUGUAAUUUAUGGACUGGAUUUUAUGAAUAUAUAUUUGAUAAAUAUCUAUUGAAUUUGAAUACUGGUGGAAAAUUAACGGACAAAACUGUUCAAUUAAAUAAAUUUUUUGGUUCAGAUGGAAUUCCCAAUCUAAGUAAGAACUUUUUAAAAAUAGAUUUUAUACAUUCUCCGCAAUUUGACAUUGCAAAAGAAAUGAACGUACUGGCAACUACUAGUGGUACAAUUGGAUUCUUAUCUUGGAAUGAUACCGAUUUUAGUGAUUGUCUGGUGCUGGAAACAAAUAUCAACCCUUUUGAUAAUAUCAUUAGUCUCAGUCAUGUUGACAACGUAAAAUACAAUAAUACAAGUGAUUUCUUAAUGAGAAAUGACCCGCUUUUAGGGAGAUCACUUCAUGAAAGUAUUAUUACUGGUGGGAAUUACACAAAUGGAACUUUAGCUGGAUCUAUUGGUCCUAAAUUAAGAAAAGUCUUGGAAACAUUAGGAUAUCCCACCGUGGACAAAUCAAAUACAUUACAUAGUCCAAAUCUUCCUAAACCACAUUCGUUUUAUAAUAAUUCAGGAAAUCAUUCAACAUCUAUCGCCAUAUGUCAAAAAUAUUUGCUUACAAUUAUUGUAAUUUACUUUAUGAAAUUUAUAUAA
This is a messenger RNA of Funneliformis caledonium, 1170 nucleotides long. Lineage: Eukaryota; Fungi; Glomeromycota; Glomeromycetes; Glomerales; Glomeraceae. The record is from the annotation of a GenBank genome assembly.